AUGAUUAAUCAAAUUUUCAAUGAAGACAUGAGAGCUAGUAAAAAACUCAAAAUAAAAUUCUAAAAGAAACCUGGAAUGAAAGAUUCUUAACUUAUAAUGCAGCAUCUAGCUGAAAGUGUAGCUAGAGAAUCUCAAAAACUUGAACCAACUCCUAAUCCCCUUUUACAUGAUUCGAGAUUAUAAGAGGAAUUUUCAGAUCGUAAAAGGCAAAGCUCUGUUCAUUAGUUUUUGAAUGAUCGUCCUUUGGCUCAAUCAAAUUAUUUUACUCCUGCUGAUAGAAUCACUUUUGGAAGUAUCGAUAAUAGAGAUAGGUCAUAUGAUCGUUUUUAAUCGAAUUGGUACGUGUAAUUAAUAUUAAUCUAAGCUCUUUGAAAUCUUCUCUUGCAUCUAGCUAAUUGUUUUCAAUACCGAACAAAGUAACAGAAUUGAUUGGACAUUAUCCUGAAUACUUAAAGAUUUUAUCUGAUGAUAUUGAAAACUAGAAGAGAAAAAUAUGUGUUGACUGCAAUAGGCUUAAGGAUCUUAUACACGAAGAAAUAGAAAAAAAACAAUGUGAAUUGUUAAAUUCUCUAGAUUAGAUUUUAGUAAAUUAUGAAUCUAAUUAUUAAACAUUACAAGACAUGGUUAAUCAAUUUAAGCAAUCAUUUUUAUAAGUACCAUCAGCAUUGAAUAGGUCAAUUCCUGUAAAUAUUUCAUCGAUCAAUAUAUUUCAUUACGAUCAAGAUGAAAACUAUAAAAAGAUAAAAGAAGAGAAAUGUCUUAUAAAGCAAAGAUUAUCUAAUAUAGAUUCAGAAUUGAUGAAACGAACCUUAAUCUUUAUGGCUGAAGAUAUGGACAAUUAAAUCACCCAUAAACCAGGUUAUAGACAUACAGAAACUUUACAAUUAAAAUAUGAUGAAUUUUAAAAAUAACUGAUUAACUCACUUUCAACUUAAUUAAAUGAAAUGAAUCUUGUAUUGGAGAUUGCUCCAUAAUACAAUUAUGAGCAUAUAUUAUUAUUGCCUAAGGUUGAAACUGUCAUUGCCAAUAAUAGAUAAAACGUUAUAGGAGGAGACAGAGAUAUGUAAGAGUUGGAAAAUCUAAAAACACUGAUUCAAAACAAAUUAAAAUCAUAAAAGUUUAAUAUGAAUAUUAGUUUGGGAUUGGGUUAAAGUAUGAAAAACUUUGGAUUAAAGUUAGAAUAUAAAUAUUAAUCAAAUAAUCCUUUAUUAAGUAUUUAAGCAAUAACUGAUAAUAUAAUUGCUGUUGGUAGUAGGAAUGGAUUAGUGCAAGUAUGGGAUUUGAAAAAAAAAGAGUAAUGUUUUUCAGUGUAAACAAAAUAACCUGUAACUUGUAUGAGAAUUUUUAAAGGAUUUUAAGGAGAUUUUAAUGUAAGUUCAAGAGUGAAUGUUUUGGGAGUGGAUUUAAAAGAAUAGUAAUAUUUGGUAACAGGUAAUUAAGAUAUAAGGAUAUGGGAUAUUAAGAGUGGAAAUUAAAUAAAAUAAUUAAAAGGGUAAGGAAAUGUGGUUACAUCAAUGCUAUGUUUAUUGGAUAAUCAUACAUUAAUAAGUGGGCAUGAAGAUGGUAAGGUUUCAUUUUGGAAUGCUUAUUCUGGUAUGGUUAUGAAAAAGCUUUAAGAUCACAGUGAUUCUGUAAAUGGAAUAAUAUUAACAAAAGAUGGAAGAUUGAUAACAGGUGGAAGUGAUAAAAGCAUUAUAAUAUAUUAAUUACAUUAUGUUAGAUCACAGAUAUAUACAAGAUAAGUAUUUGGAGAUGCUUUAAAAUAACAUGUGAUUAAAGAUGAAUGUUAAAUAUAUUGUAUGUAAGCAUCUAUGAUUGAUGAUUAAUUAUUUGUGACAGGAGGUAGUGAUUGUAAAAUAAAGAUUUGGAAUCUAAAGACUUUGAAAGCUGAGAAAGAGAUCAUGGGACAUAAGUAACCAGUUGGAGAUUUUGUUAUGUUAGAGAAUCCUUUAGAUGUUGAUAAAGAAAAGAUGUUUGCUUUAGUUUCAGUAGCUACUAGUGAGGAUGUAUUACGUAUAUCUACAUCAAUAAGUCCUCUUAAUAGUGGAGUCUAUUUGAAUGAAAAAAUUGUGAAUGAAUUUGGUGCUACAUGUGGACCACUAUUAUAAUUACUCUAAGAUAAGGAUGGAUUGAGACUCUUAGUUGUUAAUUAAGAUGAAGACAAUUAAAGUUUCAUGAUUUUAAAAUUACAAUGA
Molecule: messenger RNA, 2195 nt
Organism: Paramecium sonneborni
Lineage: Eukaryota; Ciliophora; Oligohymenophorea; Peniculida; Parameciidae
Source: the annotation of a GenBank genome assembly